Molecule: messenger RNA, 1381 nt
Organism: Cryptococcus deneoformans JEC21
Lineage: Eukaryota; Fungi; Basidiomycota; Tremellomycetes; Tremellales; Cryptococcaceae
Product: phosphoglycerate dehydrogenase, putative
Exons: 3
Coding region: 84-1103 (339 amino acids)
Cellular component (GO): cytosol
Molecular function (GO): hydroxypyruvate reductase [NAD(P)H] activity; NAD binding; glyoxylate reductase (NADPH) activity
Source: RefSeq, a predicted model, not a curated record
CUCUCUCCGAGGAUCUUUCUUCCUUAUCAGAAAGCUCGCAAAAUUUUGAAGUUGCUCCUUGUCAAAUACAACUUACCCAAACAAUGUCAACAUCACACCUCCGUAUUCCUCCGGCAGAGCCCUUCACCCCUUCUCGUGAAGCCACCGUCUAUCUGCAUACCCCAUUCCACCCCAAAGCAGAGAUCUAUGCUGAGACCAAAUUCAAAAAGGUGUUGCGCCCGAAGGAUGGGAAAGUAGAUGAUCUUAUGAAGCAGAUUGACGGUAUUUUACUCCGAACGGGCGAUGUCACUGCGGAAAUGGUUCUUGCCGCUCCCAAUCUGCGUAUCAUCUCUCGUAAUGGUACCGGCGUCGACAACGUCCCUCUACCCACUUGUCUUUCCCGCGGUAUCGCAGUCACCAAUAUCCCAGGUAGUAAUGCCUUCGCUGUCGCUGAGCUCGCCAUCGCUCUCAUGCUUACCGUUUUACGCCGCGUUGUCGAGGUGGACAAAAGGAUUAGAGGCGGUGAGCGGGUACCAAGUAUAGAAGCGCUCGCACCAGGUCUCGGAGGAAAAAAGGUGGGGUUGGUGGGGAUGGGAGAUAUAGCAUAUGAGCUUGCAAAGCUGCUUCGUGCGUUUGGAUGUGAGGUGCUUAUCCAUUCGCCUUCUUCCCCAGAACUCAGAUGGACUGUGGAAGAUACUCGAUACCCGGUUACUAUCUCUCACACUCGCAUGCCUAGUCUCCGAUCUUUACUUGAACAAUGUGACGUCCUCUCCCUGCAUUGUCCUCUCAACGCGAAUACGAGAUAUAUGAUUGGCCGAGAAGAACUGGGGUGGAUGAAAUCUACCGCGGUUGUGAUCAAUACUGCCAGAGGUGGAAUCAUAGAUGAGCGCGCAUUGGAAGAGGCAUUGAAGGAGAGGAAAAUUGGAGGAGCAGGGUUGGAUGUGUUUGAGAAGGAGCCAGCUUAUGGAGAAAGUCUGGGCGGAUUGAGGGAUUUGGACAAUGUUGUACUUUUGCCUCACUUGGGUGGAAGUACAGACAGCGUCACUCUUGACGGAUGUAUCAAAGCUGUCGACAUCAUGGCAAGUUAUCUCGAUGGGAAAGGGGCGAUCAACCGGGUCAUCUAGAAGCUAGAAGAAAUGGCUAUGUGUACCAUUCAAGGGGAACGGGAUGGAAGCUUUUAAGAGGGAAAUGUUGGUUCAUCUUCAUUCAUCGGUAUAUUUGUUGGACAAGGAAGGUUUGGAAGAUCGAAACUCAGAGAAAGACUAUGUGCAUACUAUGAUCUUUCGAUAUGAGCUAGAUUUGUUGGUUUGGUUGUUUAAAGAAUCGCUGAGUUGUCUUAUUUCAUGCAUGUUUUAGAAUUAGAAUUAAAAUUAGAAUUAGAAUUAGAAUUAGAAGGUAAAGA